AUUGACCUUAUUUUUGCAAGAUUAGAGCUUCCUAAAGUUCCCGACGAGCUUGAACUUAGGGAGAACACUCUUCUAAAAAACUUAGAUGAGACAUGCAUCAGAAGCCUAAACGGGUCGCGAGUAACGGAUGAAAUAUUACGCCUUGUUCCAAGUAUACCAGCGUUCCGCACAUCUUUAAGGUGUAUAAAACUUUGGGCAAAGAGACGCGCCAUAUAUUCUAAUGUAAUGGGAUUUUUUGGAGGGGUUGCAUGGGCAAUGUUGGUGGCUCGAAUCUGUCAACUAUAUCCAAAUGCUAUAGCGGGUGCGAUCGUUUCACGAUUUUUCCGAAUUAUGCAUCAAUGGAAAUGGCCUCAACCGGUAUUGUUAAAGCCAAUUGAAGACGGGCCUCUACAAGUCAGAGUAUGGAAUCCAAAGAUAUAUCAUGGUGAUCGGUUUCACUUGAUGCCAAUAAUUACACCCGCUUACCCUUCAAUGUGCGCCACACAUAAUGUCACGCAAUCUACUAAAAAAAUAAUAGAAAGAGAAUUCGGACGAGCUGCUGAGAUCGCGGACCAUGUAAUGAUUGGUACAGGAAAAUGGGCAGACCUUUUUGAAAAACAUGACUUUUUUAUAAGAUACCGAUAUUAUUUGCAGAUUAUAGCCUCUUCCGAUUCUUCUGAGAGACAGUUGAAAUGGUCGGGUAUGGUAGAAUCCAGAAUCCGUCAUCUAGUAUCAAAGCUGGAAAGUGUCGAGAAUCUUGCAUUGGCACAUCCUUUUGUAAAAGGGUUUGAUAAAAUUUAUCAUUGUACAAGUGAUCAAAUGGCGACUGAUGUGAUGCACGGAAUUUUUGAUUCAACGUCAACCAGUGAUAAAAAUAGCACGGAAUUAUCACAAAAUGGCACAGAACCGGCUACUGUUCGUGAUAUAUAUACUACUACCUUCUAUGUUGGAUUAGAUAUCAAUCCUAGAGAUC
Racocetra persica is the source of this 952-nucleotide messenger RNA. The record is from the annotation of a GenBank genome assembly. Lineage: Eukaryota; Fungi; Glomeromycota; Glomeromycetes; Diversisporales; Gigasporaceae.